AUGGACUUUACAAAGCUCAGAGCAGCGGCUCUCAAGGACGGAGAUGAUGAGGAAGCUGUCACUGUUAAUACGAGAGCUUUGAUUGACAAAGUACUCGCAAGGUACUCAGGUGAAUGGACAACACUUCGAGAACUUAUCCAAAAUGCUGCCGAUGCCCAAGCUUCGACCGUAUCAGUUAAAUUCGACACUAUUCCCUCAAUUCAGAUCCCAUCGCCGAGCUCAACAAGCAACUCCGAAAUUAUGAAACACGUUCUACAGAAUCAUACUCUACGGCGGUUGGUGGUGACAAAUGAUGGACAGAAGUUUGGAGAAAACGACUGGUCAAGGUUAAAAAGAAUCGCUGAGGGUAAUCCAGACGAGACUAAAAUUGGUGCCUUCGGUGUUGGAUUCUACAGCGUAUUUGCAGAUUGCGAAGACCCAUUCGUAAGCUCAGGAGAUCAAGCUAUGGCUUUCUAUUGGAAGGGUAACUCACUCUUUACAAAAAGGGUUCAUCUUCCACAUGAUCAAAGUAACCCUGAAACAAGCUUUGUUCUCGAUUAUCGAAAUAAUACAACUCCCGUUCCAAAUCUUCUUUCUAUUUCUCAAUUUUUGGCUACGAGUUUGACAUUCGUAGCUCUUCAGAAAAUUGAGCUUUUUGUGGAUAACUGGAAAAUUUUGGUACUUCUUAAAAAACCAGCACCCAGCAUUGAGGUUCCUAUCGCCAAAGAUGUCGAAACUCGUACUAAGGGUGGAUCGAUGAAAGUUCAAAGUUUAGAACGAGAAAGUGUUCAAAUGGACGCUACCUUCAUGAAUGUUGUCGGUUGGAAGCCAUCAGUUUCCUCUGCUCCAAAAAAUGGGGGUCUAGAAAAUAAUUUUGGUAGUAGUAUGAGUGAGAUUUCUUCUCUAAGAUCAUUUUUCUCGAAACUCACAUCCAGUACUACGCAUACUCAAAUCAAAACUAAGGAAAUGAGAGACGAGCACGCAUUACAAGAGAUAAUUCUGGAAGAUCUAGCUGCCCUCACUACCGCUAAUGUUUUCUUAAGGAUAACUACUGCUUUUGUCAAAACUUCUGUGAGUGUAUCUUUUGCAGCGGAGCUUGAGCGUGCUACCAAGAAACCACCUCCAAAGUUUACAAAAAUGGCAAUACUUACUUCCUCCUACGAUGAGGCUGAGGCGUCAUCUCGAACAAGUCUUGUGGCGAAAUCAGUAGACAUUUUUUCUUCGGUUCUACCGGAAAAAAAGCCUGGUGGCCGAAUCUUCAUUGGCUUUCCAACCCAUCAAACUACAGGUACUGGAAUUCAUCUUUCAGCACCAUCAGUCAUCCCAACCGUGGAGCGAGAAAGUAUAGAUCUUAAUGCAAGAUGGGUCAGGAGCUGGAAUGAGGAAAUGCUACGAGUUUCUGGGAUUAUUGUUCGACUUGCCUUCUCUAGUGAGAUGGCCGAACUUUCUGAAAAAGUUGGGCAAAUAUCAAAACUCGCUGGAAAUGAAAAUAAAACCCCUAAGGUCGGAAUUCAGACUUUUGUAUCAGAAGCCAUGCAUAUAUUGAAAACUUUCACAUUCAGCGAAUCAACUCCAAACUCAAAAAUAUCGCAAAUAAUUGAAGAAGCUUUUUGGACUGCAUACAAGCAACCUUCGAUCGAAAUAUAUAGUACUCGUGGAGUCCUAAUGACAAAUCAAGUUCGUAUUGCUACUGAGGAUCUUAGUGGAUUUGUCGAAGGGAUACCAGUUAUUCCUUCCGAGCUAGCUCAGCUGCAAUUUGUGCACAAGCUCAAAGAAUUUGGCUUACUUACCGAAAUCAAUGUUGGUGAUGUAAGAAAGGAACUAGAAGCGAAGGCCUUAAGUAAAGAGCAACUGGUUCACUUUAUUAGCUGGGCUAGUAAUAAAGCUGUUUCGGGUGAUAUAGACAGUCAAACUAUCCACUCAUUAUUAGAUGUUGCAGUAGCUAUCACCGGUCAUCAACAGGGCUCUGGGAUUAUUGCAAUUGGUUGUAUCAAACAUUUUCUCAAUGUGAACAUAAUUCCAGCUGAUUUACCCUUACCAGAAACUACUCUUCCAUUUAACUUUACCAAAUCAAUACCAAUAAAUCAACUACGGGCUCUUGGUUGGGACCAACUUGGGAUAAUUCCUUGGCUCCGCUAUUUGAUUGAAUCAAAUCCUAGCCGAUCCCAGGAACAAAGCCUCAGUAAUUCGGCACCAUUUGCAGCUCGUGUUCUCCACGUCCUGUCAAAAAACUGGGAACUUUUAAGUCAAAAUUCUAAGGCUACAGUAGUUUCAUUAUUGAGUCCAGUUUCAAUUAUUCCCACUAAAUCUGGUAUGAAAAAACCAGGAGAAGCUUUCCUUGCAAGUGUGAAGCUUUUUGAGGAUCUACCAACUAUUACAUCUUGUCCAGGAGUCAAGGAGAAAUUCCUUGCUGCCAUAGGAGUACGUAAAACAGUGAAUUUGGAGACAAUUUUUGAUCGAUUACUCUCUCCGUCAAUCGACACACAGAAAUCUGGCAAAGGAACAAAUAGUCGCCACAUGGAAGUUAUUAAGUACCUAGCCUCAGUAAGAGACGAUAUCCCAGCAGAGGAUAUAGAAAAAUUGAAGAACUCACCUAUCUUUCCAGCUGAAGUAGGCCCAAAUGGAUCUGGAUCUACAGAGUCUCCUGAAAAGCUAUUCAAAAUUUCUGAACUCUUCGAGCCAAAAGACGCACUCCGUGUAUUGAAAUUACCGAUUAUACAAUGGUCUGGUCCACCCGGUAGCUAUCGUUCUGGGAGUAUGGAAGGCCGAUUCUUGAAUUACCUUGGCUUAAGAGCCUUUCCAUCUGUACCCGAAUUAGUCAACCUUAUGGCUUCGGAAGAUUUAAUUAUGAGUGACAAGGCUAUGUUCUACUUUAUUGCAAAUCAUCAUACGAACGGAUAUGCCUCAUUUGACGUAGGAUCAUCAGGCAAAAAUUUUCUGCCAUUGCAAGGGGAAAAAAGGCGUGUCAGACCAGCGGAAUGCUAUACCAAUGAUAGCUGUGCUAUAUUAGGAUUUGGAAUUCUGAAAAAAGAGCUCGCCCCUCAUGCCAACAAGUUUGCUGUUGCAAUGGACCCCCCGAUAAAUGCUUGCGUUGAUAGACUUAUUAGCAAUCCUCCAAGAGAAAAAAAGAUUGCUACUAGGCUCUUUCAUUACUUUUCGGAACGUCUUGGUGAAAUAGGACCGGCUCAGGCGUCACGAUUAGGUGAGGCUUUAAUUGUUCCCGUCGAAAAUAGGCAGAUAGAACAAGAUGAAUUCAAGAGGGACAAGCUCGAGAAACGGCCAGCUAUUAGGCUUCUAAAUCCAAAACAAUGCUACCUAGGUAGCUCAUCAACCUAUGAGGAAAUUUUCGAGUUUGUAGAUUUUGGUACCGCUGCCAACACUUUCUUGCUUAACUGUGGUUCAAAAAAUGAGCCAACAACACUUGAGCUUGCGGAUCUUGCCUGUAAAGAGCCAGCACGGCUACUUGGGGUCAUGAAAAGCCCCGAAAAGUAUUUAAAUUUAUUACGAAACCUUGCUGAUGAAUUUCCUAAAUUAAAGAAAGACAAAUCACUAUACGCACAAAUGAGGCGGUCUAAAUGGCUUCUCGCAUCGUUUGAAAUUACUACAAAUAAAGAAAGUUCUAGAGCUAAGCCAAUACUCCAGGGUGAGGAACAGUAUGAUUCUGAUCCCGAUGAAAACGAGGGAUCAAAAAUAAAAGAGUAUCAAUUAGCAAGACCUGAUCAAAUUGUAAUCAAUGAUAACUACACAAGCUAUCGUCUAUUCAAAAAAUCCUUGAUAUCCGCACCUGAAGAAGAGAAAUUAGAAGACCUAUAUCUCUGCCUUGGUGCACAAACACUCGACAGUCUUGUCCUAGAGGAUCUUAGGCUUGGAAACCCUUGUCUAGAUCAGUCUUCAGCUGUUAAGCUACGGCGACAUAUUCUUGAGCGAUCAAAGCUCUUUCUGUAUGAAUACAAAAAAGAGUCAAUUAGGCACGAUGUCAAAUGGUUAGAGCAGAAUCUUUUGGUUCAGGUAGUUAAUUCUAUUGCACUAAGAAGAUCUUUGAAGGGCCAUGCUUUAUCACACACAGAAAAACGAUUGGCAGCUUGCAAAAAAGAGAAAAGUUCUAGUUGGACUCUUUAUGUUACACCCGGUGAUUAUGAUUCUUACCAGAUAAGUCAGUCACUUUGUAGGCUAUUACUUGAACGACCAAACCAAAGUUCCUACCUAACGUUUGAGUCAUUUUUGAGCCUCAAUCUAUACCAAUUACGCUCACGAGGCUACAAUGUUGAGCGAAUUCUUCGAGCUAAGGCCGCAGAACAAAGAAUAGCAGAAGAGGCGCGCAAAAAACAACUUGAGGCCGAGCAAACCCAGAUUCGAGAGCAAGAAGAUAGAUGGAAAAAGCAGCAUCAAGUGACACCAUUAGAUGCAAAAGAAGCUCAAAGUGGGCCUUUAGCUAAUCGAAUGCCUGGUACUUUUGAUGAUUCAUCUCCCGAAAGUUCACCGCUGCCAAUUCAUAGAAAGCCUAAAAGCGGACUUUUCACUAAUCUUUCGAAACGACUUGGCUUAAAUAAUGAAUCUAAUGAUGAAGCUCAGGAGCAAAUGACAAAGUUCCUCGGAAAAAAAUCAACUCAAAAUCAGACCGGGGAGCCACCCUCCUACGAAGAAGCUAAUCAGGGUAUGGUUUACUCGCCGGCAGCAUUACAGCAAAAUCUUCUCAAUGCUAUCCAAUCAUCUCGUGCUCAUGAUUCUAAUGAUCUGUUCUCGCCACCUAGUACUCAGACAAUUAAAGAGCAGGCUUCAUAUUGUGACUCUAAACCAGCUCAAGAUAUAAAUUUCUUAGCUGAAGCCAACAAUGGCAUUCGAAUAUUUGUCGCCAAGAGCAUCAAAGCAACAGAGGCGCGAGAAUUUUUCUCAUCAAACGCUAAAGAGAUCAAUAGUUUUGCUGGUCUUCUUGUUGAGGUAGCUGAAAUUUAUACACUCCCAAGAAAAGCAAUGCACAUAUUUUACGACGAGUCUGGAAAUACUAUCGCCUUUAAUUCCAGUGGCAGCAUCUUUUGCAACUUUCGUUUUUAUAAGCAACUGCAUGCAACUAGUAUUUCUGAUAGUAGCAGCAGAGUUAAGGCCACUUCGUACUGGUGGGUUGUUGUUGCACAUGAACUAGCUCAUAAUAUUGUUGCGGCUCACAAUGCCGAGCAUAGUUUUUAUACUGAAAGUAUUAUAGGGAAUUACUUUUCCAGAAUGAUGGAUAAAGCUUUUGGAUACCUUCAGGCAACUCAUUCUACGCCGUUAGAAACUAGCAGAGCAAAGAGUUUAUUGGAUUAA
This is a messenger RNA of Blumeria graminis f. sp. triticale, 5280 nucleotides long. NCBI's taxonomy places the organism in Eukaryota, Fungi, Ascomycota, Leotiomycetes, Helotiales, Erysiphaceae. The record is from the annotation of a GenBank genome assembly.